Rattus norvegicus (Norway rat) is the source of this 2215-nucleotide messenger RNA. The record is from RefSeq and is a predicted model, not a curated record. NCBI's taxonomy places the organism in Eukaryota, Metazoa, Chordata, Mammalia, Rodentia, Muridae.
CGUCUUGGCGGUUGCGCCUGCGCGCGGUUGUAGGAGUCGCGGUGGCUGGGUGUCAGGUUUGAUUGCGCGCGAGGUCUAAGGCUUUCCUGCGGGCGGUGCGCGCGAGCUGUGGAAACGUGGUUUGAGACUGCCUGCCUCCUCGAUGAUGCCUGAAAUUAGGGUCACUCCCUUGGGGGCUGGCCAGGAUGUAGGCCGCAGCUGUAUCUUAGUCUCCAUUUCGGGCAAGAAUGUCAUGUUGGACUGUGGGAUGCACAUGGGCUACAAUGAUGACAGGCGCUUUCCUGACUUUUCUUACAUCACCCAGAGUGGCCGUCUGACUGACUUUCUGGACUGUGUAAUCAUCAGCCACUUCCACCUGGACCACUGUGGGGCACUCCCUUACUUCAGUGAAAUGGUGGGCUACGAUGGGCCCAUCUAUAUGACCCACCCUACCCAGGCCAUCUGCCCCAUCCUGUUGGAAGACUACCGCAAGAUCGCAGUGGACAAGAAGGGCGAGGCCAACUUCUUCACUUCUCAGAUGAUCAAAGACUGCAUGAAGAAGGUGGUGGCUGUUCACUUGCACCAGACAGUUCAGGUGGAUGAUGAACUGGAAAUCAAGGCGUACUAUGCAGGCCAUGUGUUGGGGGCAGCCAUGUUCCAGAUUAAAGUGGGCUCAGAGUCUGUGGUCUACACGGGUGAUUAUAACAUGACUCCAGACCGGCAUUUGGGGGCUGCUUGGAUUGACAAGUGUCGUCCCAACCUGCUCAUCACAGAGUCCACAUAUGCCACAACCAUCCGAGAUUCCAAACGCUGCAGAGAGCGAGACUUCCUGAAGAAAGUUCAUGAGACUGUGGAGCGUGGCGGAAAGGUGCUGAUCCCUGUGUUUGCGCUGGGCCGAGCACAAGAACUCUGCAUCCUGCUGGAGACCUUCUGGGAGCGCAUGAACCUGAAGGUGCCCAUCUACUUCUCUACGGGCCUGACAGAGAAAGCCAACCAUUAUUACAAGCUCUUCAUCACCUGGACCAACCAGAAGAUCCGGAAGACAUUUGUCCAGAGGAACAUGUUUGAGUUUAAGCACAUCAAAGCCUUUGACCGGACAUUUGCUGACAACCCAGGACCCAUGGUUGUAUUUGCUACACCUGGGAUGCUGCACGCUGGCCAAUCCCUGCAGAUCUUCCGAAAAUGGGCAGGAAAUGAGAAGAACAUGGUCAUCAUGCCUGGCUACUGUGUGCAAGGUACUGUGGGCCACAAGAUCCUUAGUGGGCAACGCAAGCUGGAAAUGGAAGGGCGUCAGAUGCUGGAGGUAAAGAUGCAAGUGGAGUACAUGUCCUUCAGUGCCCACGCCGACGCCAAGGGCAUCAUGCAGCUGGUGGGGCAGGCAGAGCCCGAGAGUGUGCUGCUGGUGCAUGGCGAGGCCAAGAAGAUGGAGUUCCUGAGGCAGAAGAUUGAGCAGGAAUUCCGGGUCAGCUGCUACAUGCCAGCCAACGGUGAGACAGUGACGCUGCCCACAAGCCCCAGCAUCCCUGUGGGCAUCUCCCUCGGACUGCUGAAGCGCGAGAUGGUACAGGGUAUGAAGGGCAGGCUGGGGCAUGGGUCAAGGGGGCAGGUAACUGGUGGCUGGGUUGACUGCAUCAUUCCAUUCUUCACAGGACUGUUGCCUGAAGCCAAAAAACCUAGGCUUUUACAUGGCACCCUAAUUAUGAAAGACAAUAAUUUCCGGCUGGUAUCCUCGGAGCAAGCCCUCAAGGAGUUGGGCCUGGCCGAACACCAACUGCGCUUCACCUGUCGUGUGCACCUGCAGGACACACGCAAAGAACAAGAAACAGCCCUACGUGUGUACAGCCAUCUCAAGAGCACCCUCAAGGACCACUGUGUACAGCAUCUCCCGGAUGGCUCUGUGACCGUGGAGUCCAUUCUUAUCCAAGCUGCUGCCCACUCAGAGGAUCCUGGUACUAAAGUGCUUCUGGUCUCCUGGACUUACCAAGUAAGGAGGAUGAGCAUCACUAGUACUCCUGGAGAUCUCACUCGGUAUUGUGUUGUUUGUAAUGUUUAACUGUGGUUCCCUUUCUUACAGGAUGAGGAGCUGGGAAGCUUUCUCACAGCAUUGCUCAAAAAUGGCCUUCCCCAGGCUCCCAGCUGACAUGUAUCCACCAGUAACCCACCGCUGUGGUCUCUUUCAGUUUUCCCAGCAUCAGAGUCAUAGGCUGGCUAAAGUAAUAAACAGGCCUUUUUGUUC